Molecule: messenger RNA, 12977 nt
Organism: Cataglyphis hispanica
Lineage: Eukaryota; Metazoa; Arthropoda; Insecta; Hymenoptera; Formicidae
Gene: trx
Product: histone-lysine N-methyltransferase trithorax
Exons: 10
Coding region: 164-10312 (3382 amino acids)
Biological process (GO): positive regulation of DNA-templated transcription
Cellular component (GO): histone methyltransferase complex; nucleus
Molecular function (GO): zinc ion binding; DNA-binding transcription factor activity; histone H3K4 methyltransferase activity
Source: RefSeq, a predicted model, not a curated record
UUGUAUGCGCGAGCGCGCGUAUGUCGGAGAGUGUACGUCGGCAUAUAGUGUACGCGAGAGAGUCGCUGCACCUCUCGUCUCUCGGCCGUGGGUACAAAUCGCUAGCUAAAAUGGAAGCGGAAUUUCGCUCCGAGGUUGAGGUCUGCCGUUGAAAACAGUGAACAUGGGAAGGUCCAAGUUUCCCGGGAAGCCGCCGAAGACGGCCACCAGGAAACGGAUCAAGGUGCUCGGCCAGCUUAAGGCGGCGCAAAACGAUCCGGUAACUGUCGCCGAGAACAUCUACUACGGACUUUCCCUGUUCAACGAAACAUUCGGUGACAACGACAAGGAACAUCCACCAUUCCACGGAUUUAGCAUUAAAGAGGCUAAUCUUUCUGCAUCUUAUAUAAAAACACAGCAACACAAUGCAGAAAAAACCACGGAUAAAUUACCCUCUGUUACAGUCAAAAAUCUUGCAUCACAGUCAAACACAAAAAAGGACAUUACUGAUGUUAAAAAUUCUCCCACAGAUAUUGAAAACAGUAACGCAGAGAAGCCUGUUGAUACAAAUUCUAAAUCACUCCAAGACAUUGCAAAAGCAGUUACAAACUUGAAUACUAAAGACACUCCAAAAAUUCAAAGAACUAAAAAUCGUAAAAAUUGCAAGAAUAUCAAGUUUACCAAUUAUUUGGCAAAUCCAGUGUUAAAAUCAGUGAACAAUAUCUUGGAUCAGCAUCAAAGAACUAGACAAUUACGUAAUAGUACAGCGAAAAGAUUGCUUCAAAGGGCGAAAUCCAAUGGAAGUAACACACGCAACUUGGUGUUACACUCUGGAGAAAAGUCCAGCACGGUAAGAAAAUUUGUUUUACCGGUUCGCAGCGUGCAUUCGUCAAGGGUUAUAAAACCGAAUAAGAGAUUUAUCGAAGAACUGGAAGAGGUUUCUGGCACAGAACACAGCGAGAAUGAAAUUGGUACGCAUGUAAAAAAGGCUAAAUUAAAUUUGGAUAAGUUCAGCAAUCGGGAAUCAAAACUGAAAGGGGAUGUGGUUAAUAAAUCGUGUACAAAAUUUAAAGAUAAAGAAGCAAGAAAUAAAUCGAAAAAAGUGACUGAGAGUGUAGAUGACGAGAUUGUAUCUCAGCAAGUAAAAAAUACGGAGAAAUCGGCGGGUUCUGUUCAAAACGCACAAAUAUCAAAAGUCACUCAUAAAGAAGUAAAGAAAUCCCAUACUAUAUCAUAUAAGAAUAAAAUAUCAAACAAUACAUCUGACAAUUCUAAUAAUAAUCAGGAAUACUUACAAAACUCGAGCAGAGCGGCACAAACUACGAAAUCAACAGUUUCCAGAAAUCAAAAACAGAUUUCUAUUCCUACAAAAGUUCUUCCUGAUUCUAAUGUUCCAAACUUUGAGUCUUCCAGAGUUCAAACGAGAUCAGGAACUCAAAAUGAGAUAGCGAGCGAUUUAAAUAAUCCAGCCAGUUUCGAAAAUGAUGCAGGAUUACCGGAAGGUGACUGUGCGAAAAUCGACGAUCAGCCUGAAAAUGGUAAUAAGGCGGUUAAUUCAUUGAAUAAUUUUGAAACGGAAAGCAAUUUAUCCGAAAGCGAAAACGAGCACAGUAAUCAGUCAGAUAGCGAGCAAUCUGAAUUAAGUGGAAUGAAACUCAAUGGUGGAAAAGUGAUAUUGAGAAAAGCAAGAUUGAAAUUGGAUAAUAAAUGCUUGACUGGAACGGAAGGACCAUUUUCAACGUCAAAUACCAGUAAUGCUGUGGGCGGAAACACUAAUUUAGGAUUAACAGGAACUAUAAAAUGCGGUGUUUGUGGCGCGGUGCGAUUUUAUCGAUUCGUGAAACAGGCGCGCAAAUUUGGUAUUCACAGUUGCGAAUCUUGCCGCAAGUUUAUAAGCAAGAUGAUCAAGCGUCAAGCUUGCGCUAAAUCCUCAAACAAUGUUCUUCCUAUUCUUCAGUGUCAUAAAGGCGACGGUCUAUGUUUAGUCCCGCCUGUCGUGAGAAGCCAGCAAUGGAACAUGAAAUGCGUUUAUAAAGCAAGAUGUCCAGCCUGUUGGUUGAAAAUGUGUUUGAAAUGUUAUAACAUUCCACCUGUUUUAAGGACAGGUUUAAACGCAUUGUUACCACCAUUAAUGAGAGAUCCUUUAAGUAUUUCCUUGCCGCUCGGUCAAGACGAAGACGUUCAGGGACAAAAGUUGGAUUCUCAGUGUAAACUCAGUUGGCCUUCGGAAGACAGUUUGGAAAGAAAUUUGUUCAAGUCUGCAAUGGGUUGGAGAAAUUUCGAAAUGGGACAGAAUGGGACGAGUUAUCAAAGUGCUGGAGAUUUUCUCUAUACAAAGAUAGACAAAUUUGAUUCCUCGAUGAGUAUAUCGCCGAAUAAAAAGCGGAGAAAAAAUAAUAGGAUUAAAGUGAGAAGGAAAAUUAAAAGUCCAGUACUCGCUUCUUCCACCAAUAACCAGUGUCCGCAAUCUCUUAGGCAAAGGAUUGAAUUGAAGGGACCGAGAGUAAAACAUGUUUGCCGAAGCGCUAGUGUCGCUCUUGGACAACCUAUUGCAACUUUUCCAACUGCAGACGCGAAAGAAGACAACGAACACGGUAAAAACAUUCCAAAAACGACAAAAGAACCGGAGAAAAUGGAGAAGAAAGACGAAGGGAUGAAAGAGAAGGAAGUGCACAAGCAUAAUGAAGAUAAUAAUUUAAAUCUUAAUGCGACGCAACAAUCUCAUUCAAAAAGAGGAAAAUCGCAACAGAGUGUAUCAACAUCGCAUUUUCAAGUGAUGUCUAAGGCGACUACAGAUACCGUAUAUACAGUUUCCAUAGAUUUUUGGGAACAGUACGAUCCUUCGGAAAUUGGAGCGAAGGGGUUUGCCCUUAUCGGUUCUGAACAGUUUCACAUACCUGCUAUUUGUUAUUUAUGCGGGAGCGCUGGUAAAGAGCCGCUAAUUCACUGUCAAUGCUGUUGUGAGCCAUACCAUGCUUUCUGUUUGGAACCCAGUGAAUGGAAUGCUUGCGCACAGCCAAAUUGGUGUUGCCCCCGAUGUACAAUAUGUCAAUCCUGCCAUCUCAGAUCCGGUCCGAAAUUGUCUUGCAUCCGUUGUCGUCAAUCGUUUCACCAUUCAUGUUUGUCCAAAUCCGGUGUUAGCUCGAGAUUGUACAGUUCUGAGCGACCCUACGUUUGUCAGAGUUGUAUUAAGUGCAAGAGCUGUGGUAGCGAAGGUGUCAACGUUCACGUAGGCAAUUUACCUCUAUGCUCUAUGUGCUUUAAGUUAAGGCAACAAGGCAAUUAUUGUCCUUUAUGUCAAAAGUGUUACAACGAAAAUGAUUUCGACACGAAGAUGAUGGAGUGUAGCGAGUGUUCUUACUGGGUACAUGCUCGUUGCGAAGGCCUUUCCAAUGAGCGUUAUCAAAUACUUAGUUACUUACCCGAUUCCAUCGAAUUUACGUGCAGCCAAUGCUCCUCUAAUAUAAAUUCUGUCUGGAGGAAUGCCAUAGAAGCUGAGCUGAAGGCAGGUUUUAUCAAUGUCAUAAAAUCCUUAAGUAAAAACCGUAAGAUUUGCAUGGCUCUCAAGUGGAGUCCCAGGAAGGAGUGUUUAUGCAGGCCGAUUUUAAGCAUUAAGGGACUCGAGUUUCCAGGAGAAAAUAAGAGCGAGACAAAAGAAAAUGAAGAAUCGGAAGAGUGCAACGGUGACAAAUCUACGGAUACCGAUUCGAGUUCGAAUAUCAGUAAUCGGGAUGCUAUAAAAUCCGACAUAAAGGAACAUUUGGUGGAUGGUUCCGGUAGAAAAGGUCUACGGCGACUGCGACAAAAGUUUCAUCUGAAAGAAUGCUCAGUUAGAGUGAAGAAUUGUGUUCCAAAAGAUUUACAAGAUGUCGAAAGAAAGGAAUGGACGAAUCAAGAAUCGUUAAUUUCCUCGAACAUUAUGGAAUGCCGCUGCUCCGAGCAACAGAUCAUUGCUAAGCCUUCGCCCACUUUAAUGUCCAUAAAACAAAAGGUAAACGGUAAUGAGUAUAAAUCGCUGUCGCAAUUUCAUUGUGAUAUGGAACAUGUGAUCAGCUGCGCUGAUUCGACGGAUCUGACAGAGAUUUAUCACGAAAUUUUGCAAGAGGUAUUUCCCUGGUUUACUCCAAAAAAUUUCAAAAACAACGACGACGAUACAUUAACACCUACCAAGGAUAUUAGCAAAGACUACACUAUUCCUCUAACGACAAGGUUCGAGGAUCCUAUUCUGGAAGUGUGGAAGGAGGAAAUGAUAAAAGGAGCGCCGAAAACAAUCGCAGCGAAAAUGGCAAAUUUGUAUAAUAUUCAUGUCGAAGACAGCAGAUCAUGUUGUUUGUGCAAGGGCUUGAGUGACGGACAGGAAACGAAAGAGGGGAGGUUGUUUUAUUGCGGACAAAACGAAUGGGUGCACGCGAAUUGUGCACUAUGGUCGAAUGAGGUAUUCGAGGAGAUCGACGGCUCGUUACAGAACGUGCACAGCGCCAUUUCGAGGGGUCGUUUAAUUCGUUGCACAGAAUGCGGUAAAAAAGGCGCGAGUAUCGGAUGUUGCGCGAAGAACUGUAGCAAUACCUUUCAUUUUCCAUGUGCGAAAAAUAUCGGACUCGCUUUCAACGAUGACAAAACAAUAUUCUGUAUUUUGCAUUCGAAUAAUCUUGCGCGCAAAUCAACGCAAAAUGAGAACGACUUUAAUUUGAAACGGCCGAUAUACGUAGAGUUGGAUCGUAAAAAGAAGAAGUACGCCGAACCUAAUAAGGUUAAGAUAAUGAUUGGUUCUCUGAUGAUUGACUGUCUGGGAACCAUCGUUCCUGAAUUGUCCGAUACGACCGAGAAGAUAAUACCAUGCGACUACAAAUGCUCCAGGCUCUACUGGUCUACGGUGAAUCCUUACAAGAUAGUAAGGUAUUACAUCAGAACUUAUGUGCAGGUACAUAUGCCGGAUAUCACGUCUGAUAUGGAAAAUAACAUCACCAUCGAUCAUACCAAGGAGCAAGAAAAGGAACAAGUAUCGGCGGAUACGCAGGGGGUUGAUUAUUUAGCCGUUAAACAGACCUUAGAUACGCUCAUCGAUACUGUGUGCAGCAAAGAAGUCGACGAGAAUUUGGCAGAACAAAGCAAUACGGAUCUUUUACCGCCAGAACUAAAAGAGGCCAUAUUUGAGGAUUUACCGCACGAUUUGUUAGAUGGAAUCUCUAUGCAGGACAUUUUCCCCAAAAUGUCGUACGAAGAUUUUUUAGCUAUGGACUUGAAGAAUGAUGGUACUUUUAUCGCGGAUUUAUUUAAGGACGAUAUGUUACCAUCAGAGAUUGAGGAGACUGUAAAACCGCCGGAGAAUAAGAUCUCCAAGAUGGAUCCGUCUUUGCUGGAAUUGGGGACGCACAACGAUCUCUGGGUACGAUUGGAAGCGAAGACCGCAGUUCAAGAUCUCGUAGAUGAUCUAUUUAACUCGAAGAGUCAGAAACGCGGCGGUAGAGAACUGAAACGAUCAAAAUCAGAAGUAAUGUCGAAUAAUCCGCUGAUUGUUGGCGGCCAGCGGCAUCAUCAGCGCUCCUGCAGCCUUACUUGGAGUUGUAAACUAGACAACACCUAUGGUUCUAGCAUAAAAAGACGAAAGUUACCCCGAAAUCCAUCCAGUACUAAACCGAGUGAAACUGGCCUUAUUGUAUUAGACACUCAAAACGAACGCACGUCCAUGUUUCACGAGCUCAGGAUUCCGGAGAGCAUCAUGGUCACUGUGGGAAGAGGAAAUACCCCUAACAUAUUAUCCGAUUCCGUGCGUGAAUUGAAAUACUGCAUCGAAGAUUCCGCUGGACUAAAUCGCCGCGUAUUGCCAACUAGAGACGAAGGAGCAAAGGAGCACAAGAGACUGUUCUGGCAUCCGAGACAGCAGCAACCGCGAAUAGUACAGGUCGAUGGGUCGGUUGAUACUAAUAGCGCCAGCGAGUGCAGUUCACCAGAAUACAAUACCGAGGAGAAAAACGCAGGUCUGAAUCAUAUAUCCGAAUCGAUCCCGCAAUUGGACGGUAUCAACGACGAGCAUACAUCCGAGUGCGAAUUGAACCUGGAGAAGGAUCUUGAUUUGUACGCACGAUCCGCAAAUUUUUUACAUUCGAAACGUAUCCUUGGCUUCAUUAGAUCGCAUGUCUCGAGUAAUAUCGGCGACAAAUUACAGAAGGCAAAGAGCGGCAGCGGUAACCACAUGGUUGCUCCUAGCAGAUGCAGCACUUUGCAAUACGAGACAGGAGCUUUACUUAAGGAGAAGAAUCUCAAGUUGAAUCUGCAAAUUCCUCAAGUGGACGGCGCAGGCGACAUCUCGAGCGAUGAUGAGUGCGUUUCGUCGCAGCAUGUCUCUGCGGCGAGAAUGGUUCAUAUCCCGUAUGAAUCGUCGCCAUUCGAGCAUCACAUCGAUCGACCUGUCACCUGCAAAAGAUGCUGCUGCACGUACCGCACCCAGGAUAGUUACAAUCGACAUUUAAUCAACUGCGACAUUGUGAUCACCAGCGACAGCGACUCGGAGACCAUGGACAACAAGUUGGCGUCGCCAGAAUCGAGAUUCUCGCCGAGUGUGGGUUCGCCACAGUUUAUCACGCUCUCGCCAUCCGAGGGUCAUACUCUAAUGACCGAUUAUACGGAUAUCCAGGCGACGUCACCCAUCGAGGCAUCCGUGCCAUCACCUCAUCCGAGCAUCCAGAUCGAACCGAUCGCCCAGGCGAUCAUUACGCCGCAGAUGCAUACGACUCACGCCACGGUCGAGACCGUGCACCAGACAGUAUUAACAUCCAACGAUGUGAUUGUACAAACCCAGUACACUCGCAGAACUACCACCCUGCCGAAUGCAACAGUAUUACCUCCUCAGGAGAGCACGGUACAGAUAACGGAGAUCACGGAUCCAUCGUCCGUCUCCAGCGAUUCCAACGUUAUGGCGCGUGGUAUGGUGAACACGCCAAUGAGUUCGCCGGACAGCACGAGUUCGCAGACUGUUUCUACUCCGGAGAUGUCGCCCAACUUUUCGUCUACGGCCGUCCAGACUGCUCACGAAUCCGCACAAGUGAACGCGCAAGCAAUCUCUCGAGCUUCUUCCAAGUCGAAGAAUCCGCGGAUAACCAAGUCCAAGACUAAAAAUAUCAAGUUGCAGCAACAGCAGCAGCAGCAGCAGCAUAUCCUGAAGAAUGUUGUGCAAGCGCCGCACAAUGUUGCGCAUACCAGAUUUCAACCGACAGCGAUGCAAAACAGCCAUCCACCAACGGUCAUUCAGCUGCAACAAACCGCCCAAAGACCGACAGUGAUUCUUCAACAAGUGGCAUCACCGGGGAUUAUGUCCGCUUACGUGGAAACGCUGCAACAACAGUCGGGUCAAAACUUGCAAUAUAUUACAACAAUCGGCGGCGGACAGCACGAGGCUAGUUUUAAGCCGCAAUUAAUCGCCACGAAUUCCCUGUUACCGAGUACUACUUAUAUACAGGCGCCGUCCGCCGAUAAUCUAUUGACGUUGCAGAAUGGCGGGAUAUCGAUACUUCCGAGCGUGCAGAUCGCACCGACGCAGCCUACGGUCUUGGGAACCAUCAUACAGCAACAACCCGGCGCGAUUCAGUGUGGCGUUAUAUCGUCCGAACAACUGCUGCUGAGUUCCACGCCCACGCUGGAAAUGUUCACCGAUCCAUCCGGCGGUAUGUUUGUGUCGAAUCAACCGAUGUACUACGGUCUAGAAACAAUCGUCAGCAAUACUGUAAUGUCAUCCAGCCAGUUUAUGGCGGGCGCGGUGCCGCAAGUGUUGGCCAGUAGUUAUCAAACAACGACUCAGGUGUUUCAAGCGUCCAAACUGAUGGAGCCUAUCGUGGAUGUGCAAGCUGUACCUACGGUAGCGACGAUGCAGGCCGUGCAAAAUGUAUCAGGUGUUCCAAAUGUAUCCGGCGUGCCUAACAUUGCCGGCGUAUCAAACGUCGCAAGCGUGCAGGGCAUGAGUGGCAUGCCAACGGUGCCUAACGGUUACGUGGUGGUGAAUCAACAGGCAGCGCCGCCGACACCGGCAUCAUUAUCACCGCCACAACCUCCUGCUCCUCCACCACCGCCACCGCCAUCAUCAUCCUCAUUAGCAUCUGCAUCGCCAAUACCAUUAUUGGCAUCAGCAACAGCAGCAUCGAUAUCAUCACCACAGGUGAAAGCGCUUACGACAUUGCCGCAGAUCAACAUAUCUAUGGCGACCCAAGAGCAAGCGUUGAAUAGCGUCGCAUCAUGCAAUGCCAUAUCACCUAUAUCCUGUCAAAAUGCGGCCAUCGAACAAUCGAUGACGUCGGUUCAAGUGGCGGAUGUGUGUCCGUUGAACGUACAUACUACUAUUGUCGCUGCGAUGUCACCCGCAAAGCCGUCACCUCCACCGCCACAACACAUGAUGCCGACGAUACCUCGCGUUGCGGUACGACCAAAUCCGGUGGCGCAAGUGAAUCACGGAUCCACUUGGAAAAUCACCGAGCCUCUGUUUGAGCAACCAAUGAGUAACAGCGUACGGCCGUAUUUUGAUUCGAAACACGUGUCGGAGAAUACUAGUAUGAUCAAGUCGAGCAUAUCAUCGUCCAAGAUACCACCCCUACCCAAUCAUCAUAUUAUUGCGCAGAGGAAUUCAAUUGUAAAUAAUAAGCCAAACCAUGAUAUAAAUAGUGUUCAUAAGAGCUGCGGUACCGUUAUACCAAGUACUAAUUGCAUCGUGAACGGAAGCGUGAACAGUAACAACUCGAUCGUCAAUGCCAAUUCUGUGCAAAACAAAAUAUCGAUGCCAACGAGCAAUAAUAUGCCGACCAGUCGACCGAUGAACAGAGUACUGCCGAUGCAAGCGGUGACACCGAAGCAGGAUCCGGUUAAGGACAAUUUGGCAAUUGAGGAACCCACGAAACCGGUGUUUAAACCAGCUGAGCCAGAAAUAACGGAAUCGAAGAAGGAAAUUAUCGAGAAGAUAACACCAAUCAAAAAAUCUGAGGUUGGCCUCAACAACAUUAAAGACGGUAUCAAACUGAACACGGAGACUAUAGAAAAGGUAAAAGAAAAUCUCAAAUUGGAGCUCGACAAGGAGAAGCUGCAAAACACAUCGUUGAAGAUCGUGCUACAGAAACAACUGCAGGAUGGUUCUUACAAGAUCACACGCAACAUGAAAGCGGCAGUCAAUCAGAGCAAGAAAGUAUCACCGCAAGUGACAUCUGUGGAGAUACUGCCGUCGAAGCAGGUGCCUCAGAUCGCGUCGUUGCAAUUGUUACCGAUCAAAACAUUCACGCUCAAAACGAAUAAAAUCGAUGAUAAGAUAAAGCCGAAGGUUGAUGCGAAGGUGAACAUACUCAAGACGAAGACGCCACCCGUCGCCGUCAAGAAACCCAGAAUAGUGACGAAAUCGAUCAGACCAGUGCGAAACAGUCCACAGCAGAAUCCACGUGAAAAGAACUACGCCAAGGGACCGAUCCUAAUGUACGAAAUCAAGUCGCAGGACGGCUUCACCCAUACUGCCUCGUCUAUGACUGAGGUCUGGGAGACGGUGUAUCAGGCAGUACAAAACGCACGCAAGGCAUACAAUUUGCCUCCUCUGCCUCACAAUCCCUUGUCCGAAGGUCUCGGUUUGGAGAACAAUGCGACCGUUUAUCUAGUUGAACAGCUGCAGGGUGUCAAUCGAUGUAGCAAAUACAAACCCAAGUUUCACAUCCCAUUGCCGCCAAAAUCUGGUGAGAUAGAAAACGAAUUGCCGACAGCCUGCGACAACGGGGCAGUUCGAGCGGAACCGUUCAAGGGCAGGAAGGUGCACGACAUGUUCAGCUGGCUAGCAUCACAGCACAGGCAACAGCCGAAGAUGAUUUCUAUAUCAGAGGCAGAGUCCAGACGAGUUGCGAGUACAAAUUUGCCCAUGGCAAUGCGUUUUAGAAUACUUAAGGAAACGUCAAAAAAAUCUGUUGGUGUAUACCAUUCUCAUAUACAUGGUAGAGGAUUAUUCUGUUUGAGAGAUAUCGAGGCUGGCGAAAUGGUCAUUGAAUAUGCUGGUGAGGUCAUUCGAUCUUCCUUGACCGACAAGAGAGAAAAGUACUAUGACAGUAAAAACAUAGGCUGUUACAUGUUUAAAAUCGAUGAUCAUCUAGUUGUCGAUGCUACUAUGAAAGGGAACGCAGCUAGAUUCAUCAAUCACUCAUGCGAGCCAAACUGUUACUCGCGAGUGGUGGAUAUUCUAGGUAAGAAACACAUACUGAUCUUUGCUCUUCGUCGCAUCAUUCAAGGAGAGGAAUUGACGUAUGACUACAAAUUCCCAUUUGAGGACAUCAAGAUCCCGUGUACUUGCGGUUCUCGCAAAUGUCGCAAAUACCUCAAUUGAAACUGCAUAUAUACAUGCUUAUUUUAAGCAGCCGACCGACGACGAAAGAUGCAAAAUAUGUGCUAUAAUUGCGAGCGCGCAUGUGCACGUUUUCGAAUAGGAUUCGUUUUUAUUGAAUGUUGUUCAUUUUACUCAUCAUCAAACUAUUUUCAGAGAUUGCAGCUUUUUAUUAUUAUAAAAGUAUACAUAUAGAUUACAUAUACACUCUAAAUAUUAGAAGGCCAGAUAUAAUAUACACGAAGCACCCGGUGGUUACGACAAUGUUAUUUUAGACAGCUACGUUCGUGUAGUUGAUUUUAAUGGGGGUAUACACACACGUGUAUACCUAUAGCAAUAAAUCAUUCGAAUAUGCCCCGCUUUCGUAUCCGACAAAGUCGUGCGUGUACUAAUGCGCUUCAGACUUUUGAAAGUGUUACUUUAUUCACGCCUCUGUGUGCUUUCUUCGCGCACGACUUUUAGACUCUACAUAUUAUCUAUUAUUGAGGCUUAAGUGUACAAGUUUAUCUUACACUUUACACUAAAUGCGAAUGCUUCUUUAGUUUGCAUCAUUUUUAUAUAGAUCAUGUAUGAACAUCUCUCUCGACGGUUUGAUUGAAUUUAAAACUUCUUUUCCUUAGACGAACAUAUAGCAAAGAUAAAAAGAGAUUGUGGCGCGCAAGAGCACGACGAAAAAGUAGUAGAUUUUCGAGAUUAUAGCUUUCGGAAAGCUAAUUAUCUUUUCUUUUUCACGAGAUUAAUACGAUAUAAAUGUAGUGUACAAAUGAUCUUAUCAAGAACAUAGGUAAGAUCCGCGAUAAUUGUAUAUUUUAAUAAUUUGUAACUUUUAAAUUUAGUGUACAGUGUAUGACUAACUUUGUGACAUUUCAUGUCCGCUGUAGGGCCAGAUUUCAAAUGUUUUUGUAAAAUAUGUAAUUGUUAGACUAGAUAUAUCGUCUUUGAUGUAAGUAUAGCAAACAGUUUUAACUUAAGUUAGGAAUGUAGGCAUUAAGGAGAGAGAUACAGAAUGGCAAGCGAGAACAGUCUCCUAUAGCAAGGACAUUGUUCGAAAAGGUAUCUACUUUGGCAGAUAUUGAUGCAACUUUGUGUUUUAUUAUUUGCAACAUGAUUGAUGCAACUUUGUGUUUUAUUAUUUGCAAAAGGAUAAUAUAUAUCCUCUCUUUUCAGAUUAAUUUCAGUAGAAUUCGAUAGAUCUAUUCUUUUUUUAUACAUUUUUAGAUAUUGCAUCUAUAUAUUUGUGCUUCCAUCUUGCCAAAAUCACAAUCAUUGAUCUUAUUAUUCGUUCUAAGAGUCAGUCUGUGUGUAACAUAAUCUACAUUAAGAAGGAUUUAAUAUUUUAUUUGAUGAAUAUUUGAAAGAAGAGAGAGCGCUGAUAUAUACGUUUUCAAAAAAUUUCUAUCGAAAAGUUGAUUUGUUCAUUGAGUUCGUCAAUGAUCACAUAUCAUUUGCAGUAAAUGUCUUCAGAAAUACCGGUGAAUGUUUGUGAUACUUCUUCAUAAUAAGAAAUAUUUGAAAUGCUUUUAUAUAGAGACUAUUAUACACACAUAUUAUACAUACAUAUUAUUGUUUUAUAAAUGCAUAUAUAUAAUAUAUAUGUAUAUAUAUGCGUGCGUAUAACAUAUUCUAUAUCAAUAUCAUUUUACGAAGUCCAGUUUCAGUUUUGCCUUACUUUUAGUAUGUAUUUACACUUUUAUCUCUGGUGAUAGCUGUAUAUUAAUGCAAAAAUAAUAUUUUAUAUUGGAGAAUAAUAUAAUCCCUGCAAUGGUAUAGCAACAGUGCUCUAUAACGACAACUUGAUGACAAUGUAUUCUAGUAUGAUUAAUCAAUUUCUGCCGAGGUGGUUGUCCCUUAAAUUUUGGUGCUCCAUGGACACCGUUAAGUGCACUUUUCAUGAAAAAAAAAAAAUGGCCUAGAGUAAGAGAUAGUAAGUUGCAGUGCGGAAGUGUUUGAUAAUAAUAAGAAAUGCGUUACACGAAGAAUAUUGAGCGUGAAUUAUUUAAAGAGGUAAUAUAAAUGGAAAUGAAAACGAGAUGGCAGAAGCAUUAUUUGAGCAUGCGAAUAAUCGUCAGACAUGUUACGAUUUUAAUCGGCCUGGUUUGGUACAAAGUGCGUAUGCUGAGUUGUAAAAAGUUAUAAAAACGAGAGAAAACGCAAACUUGUUCUGGUCACGUGAAAUUGCCAUUUUUUUAAGUAUUUUGCGAAUCUUUUUUUAUAUAUUAUAAUUACCAAUAAUUUUAAUAACUAUUAUUGGGAGAUGAAUAUUGUUAAUAUAAUGAUAAUUAAUUUUAAUCUGUAUAUGAAAAGAGAGUAAUACGACUAGUAAGAAUGAUAACUUACUUGAAAAUAUAACAAUGUUAGAUAUUUUAUUGAUAUUUAUUGAUUAUGAAUGACGGUAUUAGGGUUGAUGAAAAAAAAAUACUAACGUAAAGUAACACUAUGUUGACAUAGACACAAAAAUCAAGUUCUUUUUUUCUAGCGAACGAGCAAAUAUGUAUUUUUAAUUAUACUACAAACAUCAAAAAUAUUUUGGACUUUACAAUAUAUGUAUAAGCAUACAUGUAAUAUUAUGUAACUCGACUUCACAUCAUUACGCAUUAUGAUUGUAAACUGUAGGCUAUCUAUCCAAUUUCAUUUCUACAUUCACAAAUAGAGAUUCUUAAAUUCUCAA